AAGAAUGGCUCGUAUGAGAAUGAAAAAAUUGGAAGAAUAUUUGUCGGGAGUUGAUGGUUUUGAGAAGCCCAAAAUAAAAUUGGAACAGUACCCUACACCACCGCAUAUAGCUAGCUGUGUUUUAUAUAAUAUACAAGCACAAUUUGAGGACUUGGAGGGUAAAUUAGUGGGAGAUCUUGGUGCUGGCUGUGGCAUGUUGAGCAUAGGCUCAUUUCUAUUAGGUGCUCAGCUGACAGUAGGCUUUGAAUUGGAUCCAGAUGCUAUAGAUGUUUUUCGUUAUAAUGUUACGGAAAUGGAAUUGCCCGCCAUUGAUUGUAUACAGGCAAAUGUUUUACAAUUACCCGGCACUAAAUGGGAAAAUUGUUUUGAUACUAUUGUCACCAAUCCACCAUUUGGUACGAAAAAUAAUGUUGGCAUGGAUAUGCGUUUCAUAGAAACUGGCGUGCAUUUGGCCACUACGGCUGUAUAUUCAUUACAUAAAACUUCAACUAGGGACUACAUACUUAAAAAAUCCAAAGAAUGGAAUGUCAAGGGACAAGUCGUAGCCGAACUUAAAUAUAACAUAGAAGCCAGUUAUAAAUUUCAUAAAAACAAAUCUGUAGAUAUUGAAGUUGACUUUUGGCGUUUCGAUGUAACCGAUAAAGAAUUCUAGCUGUAAUUUUGUUAAAUAGAAAAAGUCUCUACAACUAAAUAUAAUUCCAGAAAAGAUAAUUUAUUUUAAAAAAUUUACAAAAAAACAUAAAAAUUAAAAACCUAUAAAGAAUGCAUUUUAAACAAAGCUAAAUAAAAUCUGUUU
Molecule: messenger RNA, 796 nt
Organism: Lucilia cuprina (Australian sheep blowfly)
Lineage: Eukaryota; Metazoa; Arthropoda; Insecta; Diptera; Calliphoridae
Gene: Mettl5
Product: rRNA N6-adenosine-methyltransferase Mettl5
Exons: 4
Coding region: 5-652 (215 amino acids)
Biological process (GO): rRNA methylation
Molecular function (GO): nucleic acid binding; rRNA (adenine-N6-)-methyltransferase activity
Source: RefSeq, a predicted model, not a curated record